This is a messenger RNA of Saccostrea cuccullata (small rock oyster), 1113 nucleotides long. RefSeq lists its product as uncharacterized. Gene Ontology annotation, molecular function: calcium ion binding. NCBI's taxonomy places the organism in Eukaryota, Metazoa, Mollusca, Bivalvia, Ostreida, Ostreidae. Gene Ontology annotation, cellular component: membrane. The coding region runs from base 1 to 1113 and encodes 370 amino acids. The record is from RefSeq and is a predicted model, not a curated record. The transcript is spliced from 9 exons.
AUGAAGCGAGGUUCACUGUUUCAUCAGUUAUCAAUCUUUGGAAUUAGCCUAGUAACCAGAGAUUGCAGUCGUGUCGUAAAGUUUCCACAAACGAUAAGUGCCCUAGUAGUUCAUCGGCCAGAUGUUGAUAUCAUUGCAGAACAGAAUGGAAACCUAACUCUUCUUUCUGGAUAUAAUGGGGACAUUAAAAUCUUACCAGGUGCAAAUGAAAGCGGAAGUGUGUUUGUUUUUGACGGGGAAGAUCUUCUCUAUCUAAUUCAGCUGAUCGUUAGUCUACCGCCAGUAUGGGACGAACACUCUCCAUUUGGUUAUGUCGGUGAAUUUCAUAGUGGCGAAAGAGUCAAUAUUCAACUAAAAGCUACAGACCCGGAAAGAACCAAAAUCACGUAUCAAUUGAUAGGCGGUGAACUACCACCGGGAAUUAAACUGGAUCCAAAGAGUGGCAUAUUGAAGGGACUGGCCCCAAAUACCGAAGAGUUCUAUACCUUUACUAUACGGGCCUUUGAUGAACACGGAAAACAUGCUGAUAACGUUUUUAAAAUGCUAAUCCGCGGGGCUAACAAAUGUGACUCCAAUCCCUGUGUUCAUGAAGGACGUUGUGAGGAGGUUAACGGAAGUUACACAUGUCACUGCCCAUACCCAUAUGGCGGAAGGACUUGUAAUUUGGAUUGCAGGAGUAACAGUCUAGGUAUCCGUCAAAGUCAACGAUGGAUCCCUGAUGCUCAGAUGACUGCCCACAGAUCACAUAGCACUGAGUUGGCUUAUAAUGGCAGGCUUAAUGGCGGUAGUACUUGGUUAGGAAAAGAUAGAAAUUCCUGGCUGCAAGUUGACUUAGGAAAUGUUACUCGUGUCUACGGGACGAUAAUGCAGUAUUAUGGGAGUCGCUAUUACACAAGUUCAUACUACCUUACGUACAGCAUUGACGGGAACAAUUUCCUUAACUACACUGUUGGGGGCAAUCCAUUGACAUUUUCAGCAGGUGCAAGCACUUACACCAGACCACUUCCGGAACCGAUUGACGCCCGUUUUGUCCGAUUCAAUCCCCUUGGAUGGUACUACACAGGACCAUACAUGAAAGUGGACAUUCUUGGUUGUCACUAUUACAAUCUGUAA